Molecule: messenger RNA, 1189 nt
Organism: Aspergillus homomorphus CBS 101889
Lineage: Eukaryota; Fungi; Ascomycota; Eurotiomycetes; Eurotiales; Aspergillaceae
Product: sulfotransferase family protein
Exons: 1
Coding region: 125-901 (258 amino acids)
Source: RefSeq, a predicted model, not a curated record
CACCUCAUCCCCAACAAGAGGCACCUCAGGGGCAUUUAUUUGAACCCAAGUUCACCUCUACCACCCCUAACUGCAACAUCGAACACAAUCUUUACUCCCAUCUGCGUUCAAGUGAAACAACAACAUGGGGCAACAAGCAUCCGUCCCCCGCCCCGGCACCGACCUGCAGGUGAUCGGGGCCGGGCUUUCCCGCACGGGAACCGCAUCCUUCACCGCAGCCCUAGAAAUCCUGCUGGACGCCCCCGUCUACCACGGGGGCACGCAAACCACCAUGGGACCCCCCGUUGAGAUCCAGUCGUGGAACACCAUCCUGCGCACCUGGCUCGCGGGCGACAACAAGUCCAAAGUCCUGCAGCUGCUGCGCGCCCGCACCGCCGGCUACGCCGCCAUCACCGACGCCCCGGCCAGCCAAUUUGUCCCUGAACUUCUAGAGCUCUAUCCCAACGCCAAAGUGAUCGUGACCGUGCGCGAUCGCGACAGCUGGGUGCAGAGUAUGCAGCAGAUCAGCUCCCUGGCCCAGCUGUGGUUUUUGGGGGCGGUUUUGCUCCCCUUACCGGGGAUGCGGUACUUUGUGACAUAUAUCGACCUGCUGCAGCGCCAGUGGGAUCGGAUCUACAAUGCUAGUCGUGAUAAUGCCUGGAUCUAUGACCGGCAUCUCGAGUGGUUGAAAGAGGUGGUGCCUGCGGAUCAGUUGGUGUUUUUCAGUGUCAAGGACGGGUGGGAGCCGCUGUGUCGGGCUCUGGGCAAGGAGGUUCCUAAGGAUAUUCCCUUCCCGAGAAUUAAUGAUUCCAAGGCGAUUGAUCGCGUGGCUGCUUAUCAUAUUAAGCGGGGGUUGGUGCGUUGGGCGGUGGUUUUUGCUGUGAUGGGGUUGGUGGGGGCGUGGUGGGUUCAUGGGAGGUGAUGGGGUUGAAGAUUUGGAGUGUCGAUGGGAGCAGGACUGAUUCAAUGGUGAAGUGAUGACGAUGGCUUGUAGUUGGGUGGGUGACCACCAGCAAAUCCCUUCUGUUGUAUGUGUUUUCAUUUCUUGCUCUGUUGUUUCACUGGCCAAGGGAAACAUUUAGAGAGAGAGAGAGGAGGGGUGGGGGAGAGGAAGAGGAGAGAUUUCAAGAACAAACACUGUGUUGUAUGUACAAAGCCUCACAGCUUCAGGAUAUACCAGCCACAGACCCUCAAGAAAGAACAAAUAUCA